This is a messenger RNA of Protopolystoma xenopodis, 288 nucleotides long. The record is from the annotation of a GenBank genome assembly. NCBI's taxonomy places the organism in Eukaryota, Metazoa, Platyhelminthes, Monogenea, Polystomatidea, Polystomatidae.
AUGGACACAUUUAUUGGCAGGCACGAGAACUAUCCUUUUGAGCCACCAUUUGUUCGAAUAAUCUACCCGGUAAUCGAAAACGGCUACGUCUUGGCUGGCGGCGCCAUCUGCAUGGAGUUAUUGACUAAACAGGGUUGGUCGAGUGCCUAUGACAUUGAGUCUGUGAUCAUGCAGAUAGCGGCUACCUUGGUCAAGGGAAAGGCACGAGUGAAUUUUAACGCUUCUGAUGUGAGUAUAGGUUUAAAUUUUCACUCCUUUAAUAUUUUUCCAACCAAUAUCUUUUGUUGA